UUUCACAAAAAGGCAAAAGGCGCUCUGUGAACACUUCCUGCUCCGCCCCAGCUCCCUUCCUGGCAGCGUUGCCACAUGGCUCACCUGUGAGGCAAUCUUCCGGAGACAGGGCCAGAGGGCCAAGCACCCCAGCCAGGAGCUGCUAUAAAUGCGGAGCCUGCCCAGCUCUGGCAAACGCUCUGUGUGGCUCCUUGGCUUUGGCAGAGUGCAAGACAGCUUUCGAAAUGUCUCAGCUGGAAUGCAGCAUAGAUACCAUCAUCGACACCUUCCACCACUAUUCUGUGAGGCUGGGGCACCCAGACACCCUGAACCAGAGGGAAUUCAAACAGCUGGUGCAAAAAGAGUUGCAAAACUUUCUCAAGAAGGAGAAGAGGAAUGAACAGGACAUAAACCACAUCCUGGAGGACCUGGACACAAACGCAGACAAGCAGCUGACCUUCGAGGAGUUCAUCAUGCUCAUGGCAAGACUAACCUGGGCCUCCCACGAGCAUAUGCACAAGGAUGACCACGGUCCCGGCCACCACCAUGGGCCAGGCCUCGGGGGGGCACAAGGCCAAGGCCAAGGCCACUGCCACAGCCAUGGCCACGGCCACGGCCACGGCCACAGCCACUAACCAGGAGGCCAGGCCACCCUGCCACUGCCCAACCUAGGCUCCGGGGUCUGUUAUGCCAAACUAUCUUGGCUGUGAGGCUAGCGGCUAAGGGCAAAUAAAGUCUUCCUCCAAGUCA
Molecule: messenger RNA, 729 nt
Organism: Cebus imitator (Panamanian white-faced capuchin)
Lineage: Eukaryota; Metazoa; Chordata; Mammalia; Primates; Cebidae
Gene: S100A9
Product: S100 calcium binding protein A9
Exons: 3
Coding region: 225-614 (129 amino acids)
Biological process (GO): chronic inflammatory response; regulation of integrin biosynthetic process; astrocyte development
Cellular component (GO): cytoplasm; extracellular exosome; nucleus
Molecular function (GO): calcium ion binding
Source: RefSeq, a predicted model, not a curated record